AUGCUUUGGGUGCGUGAUGUUUUCAAGGGUGGCCUCGUUCUACCGAAACUUCAGCAGAUCUCUGCAGAGGAUGCGGAAGCCAUGAAAGAGCUGAUGAAGGAUGCCCAGGAAGGUACAGACCGGAACUCCGUCCCGGAGGUAGCACCAAUCCUCAUGCGGGAGACCUCUCGCAAGGCACGUGAGGGCGGUGCAGCAGAUGUCUCCAAGGAUGCUUACGAGCGAGUGCCUGUUGAGGCCUUCGGUCUGGCACUGCUCCGCGGUAUGGGUUAUGACCCGGACAAGCACAAGACGAAGCCCAUUUGGCAUGAGAAGCCGAGAGACAACCUGCUUGGCUUGGGCGCACAGCCCCUUUUGCCAUCAGAGAAGAUUCCCAAGCGAAAGGGUGAGAAAGGCGAGGAGAAAGAGAAGACUAGCAAGGCCUGGAAGACCUUCGCAGUAGGAGCAACUUCCCCGAAGCUAAACUCUAAGGUAUUCUUAAGAACCCCUUAA
Molecule: messenger RNA, 489 nt
Organism: Durusdinium trenchii
Lineage: Eukaryota; Dinophyceae; Suessiales; Symbiodiniaceae
Source: the annotation of a GenBank genome assembly